GCGCAAAGAAAAAUUAAGAGUGAUUUCGGGGUUCACGAUGAUUAACCUUUUUUCUCCCUCAUUUGGAGUUUUGCCAUUUCACAUUCUCUCUUUGACUGGAUUACAGUUGCAGAGGUGAAGCAAUUGCACUUUUGAAUUCUCAAACGGCGUCACUCCCGGGGACUGCCGGUGAUGGGCGAUGGCCAAUCGUUGAUGGUAAUGGCCAACAGAGACAAAGAUCGAGAGCUUCUCAUCCCUGUGGCAGAUUCCGCCGAUGAAGAUGCCGCGUCUAAGCCUUCAUCUUCAUCAUCGUCUUCGCAUCAUGCUGGCCGUGAGACUUUUUCCAAAGUUGUUAGGAGCUGGGCAUCAAAAAAAUUCAUGACAGGCUGUGUCAUUCUAUUUCCAAUUGCAAUUACCUUCUAUUUCACAUGGUGGUUUAUUCAUUUCGUGGAUGGAUUCUUUUCUCCAAUCUAUGUUCAACUUGGAAUUGAUAUUUUUGGUCUUGGAUUUGUAACUUCCAUAACUUUCAUCUUCUUGGUUGGGGUUUUCAUGUCAUCAUGGUUGGGUGCAUCUGUCCUGGGUCUUGGCGAGUGGUUUAUUAAGCGAAUGCCUCUUGUUCGUCACAUUUAUAAUGCCUCUAAGCAGAUUAGUGCUGCUAUCUCACCAGAUCAAAACACACAAGCCUUCAAAGAAGUAGCCAUCAUUCGUCAUCCACGUGUUGGUGAAUAUGCAUUUGGAUUUAUCACCUCAUCUGUUGUUCUCCAGAACUAUUCUGGAGAGGAGGAGCUAUGCUGUGUCUAUGUUCCAACGAAUCAUCUUUACAUUGGUGAUAUAUUUCUUGUCAACACGAAGGAUGUCAUUAGACCAAACUUAUCAGUCCGUGAAGGAAUUGAAAUUGUCGUAUCUGGAGGCAUGUCAAUGCCACAAAUACUAUCAACGCUGGAUCCUCGUGUCACGCCAGUGGAUGGAAUUAGACCUGCCACCUGAUAGAAGCAGAGGGUGAAGAAAAUAGGAGUUGUUACCUUUUUAUUUUUAUUUAAUUUUUUUUUUCCAAGUACGUUGGUUUGAUAUGGAGCAAAGAUCAAUGCAAUAUUUGAAUUUAAAUUAGUUAUUGCUGAGGAUUAGCGAUCAGAUUGUGAUGGCGUUAUAUACAGGUAACUUUUGUUUCUGUGCAGAUAGAAAUUAGAAUUUGGUGCUCUUUUGGAAAUGUAAUUUGGGUGGUGACACUGACACGGGCAUUACAAAUUGUUAACCAUCUUCUCAUAAUUCCGCGAAA
This is a messenger RNA of Prosopis cineraria, 1255 nucleotides long. Its product is annotated as protein CONTINUOUS VASCULAR RING 1-like. The coding region runs from base 172 to 966 and encodes 264 amino acids. Lineage: Eukaryota; Viridiplantae; Streptophyta; Magnoliopsida; Fabales; Fabaceae. The record is from RefSeq and is a predicted model, not a curated record. The transcript is spliced from 7 exons. Gene Ontology annotation, biological process: stem vascular tissue pattern formation. Gene Ontology annotation, cellular component: Golgi apparatus.